CGGUGCAUGAUAGGAGGAGUGUGUUACAGGUUUGCGGUUCGGUAAGAAGUCGAAUUCUCCAGAAUAAACCCUAAAAACCAAAUCAAGAUAGUGCGAAUCUGCGGAAUCCCGUGGAUGCAUCAGCACCUCAAUGAUGACAGAUCUUCCGCCGGAAGUAAUUACCGACAUAGUCGCUCGUUUGCCGGUGAAGACGCUCCUCCGCUUGCGCGUCACCUGCAAGUGGUGGCGCUCCCUAAUCGACUCCACUCACUUCAUCUUCUUCCACAUCUGCAAAUCCAUCCAUAACAACAAUUCCAAUACCGCUCUCAUUCUCCGACACCACUCCCACCUAUACCAGGUGGACCUCCACGCGCUUGAUCAAGCCGUGGAGCUCAACCACCCUCUCAUGUGUUACAGCGGCAGCAUCAACGUCUUGGGUUCCUGCAACGGCCUUCUCUGCAUCUCCAACAUCGCCGACGACUUCGCCCUCUGGAACCCUUCCCUCCGAAAGCAUCGGAUUCUCCCCGCCGAUCGACUCAACCACGCCGAAUCCUCUCUCUUCGCGGCUCGAGUAUACGGCUUCGGCUACGACUCCUUCACUAACGAUUACAAAGUCGUGAGCAUUUCCUACUUCGUCGAUCUCCACAAGCGCACCUUCAAUUCUCUGGUUCAGCUUUACAGCAUGAGAUCCGAUGCGUGGAAAGACCUUCCCAGCAUGCCUUACGCGCUCUGUUGUGCACGAACAAUGGGCGUUCUCGUUGGCGGCGCUUUGCACUGGGUCGUUACUCGGAAACUCGAACCGGAUCAGCCGGAUUUGAUCGUCGCAUUUGACCUAAGGUUCGAGAAGUUUCGAGAAGUUCCGCUACCUGUGUCCGUGAAGGGGAAUUUCGAAAUGGACGUGGCAGUGUUAGGAGGGUGUCUUUGCAUGGUGGAGGAUAGAGGAAGAAGUGGGUUUGAUGUAUGGGUUAUGAGAGUUUAUGGAUCGCAAGAGUCGUGGUGUAAAGUGUUUACGGUGACAGAGAGCUAUGACAAGAGAUCCAUAAAAUCUUUGAAGCCUUUGGGUUUUUCGAGUGAUGGGGACAGGGUUCUGUUUGAACAAGAUCGUCGCAAGCUCUGUUGGUAUAACCUGAAAAGUGAAGAUGUGAGUUACGUGAAAAUAUCGGGAAUGCCUAAUUCAAUUGAAGCCACGGUUUGUGUGGGAAGCCUUGUCCCACCAACUUUACUGAACCAACGUGAUGAGAGCAAGUGCCAGGGACUGAGAGAUCAAAAGUCUAGGAAGAAAAGGGAUGACUUCUUGUCUCAGGGGUUCAAAUUGACGUUGUAGGCGAGCAAAGAAGAGAUUGAAUGGCCGAAGGUGCUCGAGUUCACGAUAUUCAAGAUCAAGAAAAGGAAUUGAAAAUAGAUGCUGCUUCAUUCUGUUUGUUACAUUAGAAAUUGUUCAUCCAACCAAAGAGCAAAUGCGCCAUAUUUCGUUUUGUUUGUUAUUGUACUAAGUUGAUAUACUCCAAGGCUCCUAAUGUUGAAACUGGAGUUCUGAUUGUCCCAUUGGGUGGUUAUGCAUGCAUGUAUGUACUUUAAUGGUUGUAGCCAUCCUUAUACAAACCACUAUGAUGUAUAAAUCUCAGACGUUUUAAAGCUGUAUGACAAGAGGACCAUCAUUUACACGCUAGUAAUCUUUCACGAAUUUG
Molecule: messenger RNA, 1667 nt
Organism: Abrus precatorius (Indian licorice)
Lineage: Eukaryota; Viridiplantae; Streptophyta; Magnoliopsida; Fabales; Fabaceae
Product: F-box protein CPR1-like
Exons: 3
Coding region: 131-1303 (390 amino acids)
Molecular function (GO): protein binding
Source: RefSeq, a predicted model, not a curated record